CUCCCCCCACAUUUUCUCUUCAACCAAACAUCACCUAAGCACGCAUUUCUCAUAAACUACAAUAUUUGUUGUUCUUUUUCAAAGCCCAAUCAAAUUUCACGAUUCAUCCCGAAGAAUAGUUAUUGGCCCCUAUGGCUUCUUCAUCAGCAUCGUCAGUUGCAAGUGCGAGCUGUUGUUUUAAGGGUACUAAACUCCCUGUUUCCAAAUCUUCUUCUUCUUCUUCUAUUGUGUUCAAGAGAUACAUUUCUUGCUCUCUUCAGACCCCUUCGAUUCUUCAUUUUCCUAGGCAACACACAUGUUGUGAUGAAGAGAAAGCUCAAUCCCAGCAAUGGAAUCCGUUGCAGAGAGCGGCGGCUAUGGCUUUAGAUGCAGUGGAGAAUGCUUUAGUCUCUCACGAGCGUCACCAUCCUUUGCCGAAAACGGCCGACCCCAGAGUUCAAAUCGCCGGCAACUUUGCUCCUGUACCUGAGCAGCCAGUUAAGCAGAGACUUCCCGUUAUCGGCACAAUCCCGGAAUGUAUACAAGGAGUCUACGCUCGAAACGGGGCUAACCCGCUUCACGAGCCGGUGGCCGGGCACCAUUUCUUCGACGGGGAUGGGAUGGUUCAUGCGGUUCAGUUCAAAAAUGGCUCGGCUAGCUACGCUUGUAGGUUCACCGAGACGAACCGUCUUGUUCAAGAAAAAUGUUUCGGUCGUUCAGUUUUCCCCAAGGCCAUAGGUGAACUCCAUGGCCACUCAGGCAUAGCUAGGCUGUUACUUUUCUACGCUCGUGGCUUAUUCGGACUCGUGGAUCCGAGCCAUGGGACCGGCGUCGCUAACGCUGGUCUUGUUUACUUCAAAGACCACCUCCUCGCGAUGUCGGAAGACGAUUUGCCUUACCAUGUUCGUAUCACACCGUCCGGGGACUUGAAAACGGUUGGCAGAUAUGAUUUUGAUGGUCAGUUAAAGUCUACAAUGAUUGCUCACCCCAAAGUUGAUCCACAAACGGGUGAAUUCUUUGCUCUCAGCUAUGAUGUCAUCCAAAAACCAUAUCUUAAGUACUUCAAAUUCGCACCCGAUGGCUCGAAAUCGCCCGAUGUCGAAAUCCCGGUCGAUGGUCCGACCAUGAUGCACGACUUCGCAAUCACCGAGAAUUUCGUGGUGAUCCCGGACCAGCAAGUGGUUUUCAAAUUGGGUGAGAUGGUCCACGGUGGUUCACCCGUUGUGUAUGACAAGAACAAGGUGGCAAGGUUUGGGGUAUUAGACAAAAAUGCCAAUGAUGCCUGUGGGAUUAAAUGGAUUGAGGCACCUGAUUGCUUUUGUUUCCAUCUUUGGAAUGCAUGGGAAGAGUCGGAGACCGACGAAGUCGUCGUGAUCGGCUCUUGCAUGACGCCGCCAGAUUCGAUUUUCAACGAAUGUGAAGAGAAUCUCGAGAGCGUUCUCUCCGAAAUCCGAUUGAAUUUGAAGACCGGCAAGUCGACUCGGCGCGCCAUCAUUUCGGAAUCCGAGCAAGUGAAUUUGGAAGCAGGGAUGGUGAACAAGAACUUACUCGGAAGAAAAACCAAAUUCGCAUAUUUGGCUCUAGCCGAGCCUUGGCCUAAAGUAUCGGGAUUCGCCAAAGUCGACCUCUCCACCGGAGAAGUCCAUAAAUACAUCUACGGCGAUCAAAGGUACGGCGGCGAGCCUUUGUUCUUCCCUCGAAACCCCGAUUCCCCGAAUGAAGACGACGGCUAUAUCCUAGCCUUCGUCCACGACGAGAAGACAUGGAAAUCGGAGCUGCAAAUCGUGAACGCCAUGGAUUUAAAGGUAGAAGCCACGGUUCAACUCCCGUCUCGAGUUCCAUACGGUUUUCACGGAACGUUCAUAAGCUCAAAGGACUUGGAAAAGCAGGCCUUCAGAUGAUCAAAAAGAAGAUAUUUUUACCGGAGGGACGCUUUACAUGUGAUUGUCCACGGAAUCUCCUCUGUUUUUAAACCCUGUUUUUAGGGUUAACCCUACAUUUCCAUAACCCUUUUUUGCUUACUAUUCACUGUGAAAAAAGAUUCUGGUAAACACAGUUAGUAGCUUUUGUCUCGAAGCUCAGCUGGUUUC
This is a messenger RNA of Hibiscus syriacus, 2069 nucleotides long. Its product is annotated as 9-cis-epoxycarotenoid dioxygenase NCED1, chloroplastic-like. Gene Ontology annotation, cellular component: chloroplast stroma. Gene Ontology annotation, biological process: carotene catabolic process. Lineage: Eukaryota; Viridiplantae; Streptophyta; Magnoliopsida; Malvales; Malvaceae. Gene Ontology annotation, molecular function: carotenoid dioxygenase activity. The transcript has a single exon. The coding region runs from base 132 to 1880 and encodes 582 amino acids. The record is from RefSeq and is a predicted model, not a curated record.